AUGACUCCACCACCACCGCCACCACCUCCUCCUCCUCCACAGGAAGUGCAACCUGUUGCGCCACAACAGCCCAUAGUAGUACCAAUAGUUGCUUAUCAGCAGCCACCUGUACCUGCUCCAGGUCCCGUAUACCAACAGCCUGCUGCAGUUGGACCAACUUAUCAGCAACCUCCUGUAUCCAGUUACCAG
This is a messenger RNA of Strongylus vulgaris, 189 nucleotides long. The record is from the annotation of a GenBank genome assembly. NCBI's taxonomy places the organism in Eukaryota, Metazoa, Nematoda, Chromadorea, Rhabditida, Strongylidae.